CCUUCAAUUUGUUUUUUUUGUAUGGAUGAGAUUGGAAGAUGUCUGUCUUAGCGAUAUCUUCUCCUUCAACUACUCUCAUCAGACCACUAAAACGCAACGGGCUAAACCGGUCACCGGUUCGAAAAAUCCUCUGCUUCAGCCAGAGGAGACAGAGCAGAACCGAUACCGGAAAAUCUUGGAUCGUCCCAGUAAGUCUCUCGCUUUUUGGGUCAGGCUUCGUCUUGGGUCCUCUUCUCGAUGGUCUCCAUUCACGUGUCGAUCUCGUGGUUUACCAAAACGGAGCUUUCCAAAUCGGUCCUCUUCAUACAAACAUCUGGGUACCGUUCUUGCUUGGCUUAUUUUACUGCACAGUAGGCUUACUACAACUCCUACUGGAUGAGACAACCUCUACAAAACCUCCACGUGGCAAUCUAGACAAAACCGUAAUUUCCCUCUUAGCACUGGUGCUGUUCUUAGAGUUAAGUGCUGAGAUGUAUAAAGCUGGAGUUUCAGACAACAUAGAAGCUUACAUUCUAUUUGCCCUAGCAGAAUUUCUUUGGUUCUCUUUGGAUAGAACUUGGAUUGGCUUCACCAUUGCCACUCUCCUUGGUAUCGCAUGUCCCUUAGCCGAAAUCCCCAUCAUGCAAUACUUCCAUCUGUGGUAUUAUCCAGAAGCAAACAUAGAGAUCUUUGGCCAGGGAUUGGUUACUUGGACAACAACUUGCUACUUUGUCUACACACCUUUCUUGAUCAACCUGGCAAGAUGGCUCAGAACAGUUCUGGAGACGAAAACUACUGAUGUGGACAUUAGCUAAAACAAAGAGCAGUGGUGUCUUUACAUAUAUAUAUAGUGGCAUUCUUCAUGCUUUCUAGCUUGUAAAGGUUACAUUAGUUAUGUCCUUGAACUUUUCUUUAAUCGCUGCUCGUAUUCCCAUU
Camelina sativa (false flax) is the source of this 915-nucleotide messenger RNA. RefSeq lists its product as uncharacterized. The record is from RefSeq and is a predicted model, not a curated record. Lineage: Eukaryota; Viridiplantae; Streptophyta; Magnoliopsida; Brassicales; Brassicaceae.